CCGUCCCGAGCGCGCCGCUGGGUGCCCUGCGCGGCGGCCGGGGCGAUGCCGCCUGCUGCCCGCUGAGGCCCCGAGCAUGGCCCGGUCGCUGACCUGGAGCUGCUGCCCCUGGUGCCUGACGGAGGAGGAGAAGACGGCCGCGCGGAUCGACCAGGAGAUCAACAAGAUCCUCCUGGAGCAGAAGAGGCAGGACCGCGGGGAGCUGAAGCUGCUGCUGCUGGGGCCUGGCGAGAGCGGCAAGAGCACCUUCAUCAAGCAGAUGCGCAUCAUCCACGGCAACGGCUACUCGGAGGAGGAGCGCAAGGGCUUCCGGCCGCUGGUCUACCAGAACAUCUUUGUGUCCAUGCAGGCCCUGAUCGAGGCCAUGGGCAGGCUGCAGAUCCCCUUCAGCAGGCCUGAGAGCCAGCACCACGCCAGCCUGGUCAUGAGCCAGGAUCCCUACAAGGUGACCACGUUCGAGCAGCGCUGUGCGGUGGCCGUGCAGUACUUGUGGCAGGACGCUGGCGUCCAGGCCUGCUAUGAGCGCCGGCGUGAGUUCCACCUGCUGGACUCGGCAGUGUACUACCUGUCCCACCUGGAGCGCAUCACUGAGGACGGCUACAUCCCCACGGCACAGGACGUACUGCGGAGCCGCAUGCCCACCACUGGCAUCAACGAGUACUGCUUCUCUGUGCAGAAAACCAAACUGCGGUCAGUGCCCAACUUGGUCCCUACCCCCAGCUGGCCUGGGGAAGGCUCUUGCAGAGGGGAUAAGGAGCUGGAUCCCUGAGGAGUGAAGAGGAGCUUGGGGUCCCAGGCUCCAAUGGGGUGACUCCUCCAGCCCCUGUUUGGUCAGGACUGGCAACUGGAGGGGCCUGGGCGAGGCCCCAGGGCCCCAGGAGAGGUGUCCUGGAGGAGGGACAUUGGUAUUGGGGUACUGAAGGAUGGAUAGGAGUUUACUAGUCCCAACCCUCAAGGGGCUGCCAGGGAAAAGAAAACAGAGACCGUGUGGUCAGGGCUAGGCCAGAGGGAUGACCUCCAGGCUUGGGGAGCUCGGGAGUCAUCUCUGGUCAAUAUCAGGAGAAGACUAGAGGGUCAGGGUAAGGCUGGAGGCAGGAGAGUCAGAAAGAGGCCGGAAGGGUUGGUGAGGCCGGGACAGUGGCUUGCACAUGGGAAUGACAGGAGGUCCAAGGCUUGUUGCAGAUGCAGGACAGGCAGGACUAGGCAGGUGUGGGAACUGGAACAGGAAGUAAGAACACUGCUUGGGAGCUCCUGUCACGGUCACAGUGGAGCCAACAGGAUGGGGGUGACGAGGUAAGACAAUGAAGCCACAGGGGUUGAGUUUCAGGGACCUGGGGACACCUGGAAGUGGCUGGAUGAAGGGUUGAGCUGAAGACAGAGUGAGGGGCCAGGGCAGGGCGUCAUUGCUGGGGUCAUCCAGCAAUGGUGGCCAAUGAAAGGGUCAAGGAGAGGAGCUCGAGUCUUCUGCUGUUUUGAUCAGCCCAGGGUCAAGAGCAGAAGUGGUAAUGUGGGUGAAAGGUUGGAAAGGUGCAAGGA
Molecule: messenger RNA, 1536 nt
Organism: Marmota flaviventris (yellow-bellied marmot)
Lineage: Eukaryota; Metazoa; Chordata; Mammalia; Rodentia; Sciuridae
Source: RefSeq, a predicted model, not a curated record